Messenger RNA from Struthio camelus australis, 731 nucleotides. Lineage: Eukaryota; Metazoa; Chordata; Aves; Struthioniformes; Struthionidae. The record is from RefSeq and is a predicted model, not a curated record.
AUGCAGGAUGGGCCCUACGGCCUCCCCUCAGCAGUGCUGGAGACGGCUGGGGGGAGCAGGAUCAACCCCUUCAGCACCAGGCAUCCCCUGUCCAAACGCAGGGCCGUGCUCAGUGCCUCCCGGACACCGGCGCUGCACAGGCAGCUGGUGAAGGAAAGCGGCUUGGCCAGGGGCUGUGGCUGUGCCCAGGGAGCAUCGGGAAGGUCUCCAAACGAUGAUCGCAAAUCCGUGGUGCAGCCGAACAUCCCCACACCCGUGAUUGGGGGCAUAGUGGGAGGAGUCUCGCUGGUCCUGGUGGUGGCCGUGGUGCUCGUGGUGGUGCUCCGGCGCCGGCGUCACACCUUCAAGGGUGACUACAGCACAAAGAAGCACGUGUACGGCAACGGCUACAGUAAGGCCGGCAUCCCGCAGCAUCACCCCCCCAUGGCCCAAAACCUCCAGUACCCGGACGACUCGGACGACGAGAAGAAGCCGGGCCCGCUGGGCAGCAGCACCUACGAAGACGAGGAUGAGGAUGCGGGAGGCGAGCGCAAGCUGGGCGGCCCCAACAAAUACGAGGAGGAUGCAAAGCGGCCGUACUUCACGGUCGACGAGGGAGAGGCCCACCCCGAACCUUACGACGAAAGGACACUCGGCUUCCAGUACGACCCCGAGCAGCUAGACAUAGCGGAGAACAUGGUCUCGCAGAACGACGGAUCUUUUAUUUCCAAAAAGGAGUGGUACGUGUAGCU